Messenger RNA from Triticum aestivum (bread wheat), 1628 nucleotides. Its product is annotated as probable protein phosphatase 2C 21. Gene Ontology annotation, molecular function: cation binding; protein serine/threonine phosphatase activity. The record is from RefSeq and is a predicted model, not a curated record. Gene Ontology annotation, biological process: protein dephosphorylation. The coding region runs from base 149 to 1315 and encodes 388 amino acids. NCBI's taxonomy places the organism in Eukaryota, Viridiplantae, Streptophyta, Magnoliopsida, Poales, Poaceae. The transcript has 11 exons.
AGGGAAGGAAAAGGAAAGGAGACGACGGAGGCCGCGGGUGCUUUAUUUGCUGCGCCUGCGCCUGCAAACUCUGCUCUGCUCUGCUGCACAACCGCCCCGCUUUUUUUAUCCUCCGUAGCGAAGGAAGGAAAGGAAAGCAAACCCAGCAAUGAGUGAUGCAACAACCAAGUGUUCUGCUGGAGAAGAGAAUGACAGAAUCAAGUAUGCUACGUCAUCUAUGAAAGGAUUUCGUGAUGAAAUGGAAGAUGCUCUCACAGCUGUCCUAGAUCUAGAUGGUUACAGUUCCACAUCAUUCUUUGGUGUUUAUGAUGGCCAUGGAGGAGCUGAUGUAGCAUUAUAUUGUUCAAGGCAAUUUCAUAUUGAGCUCACCAAGGAACCAGACUAUGGCAACAAUCUGCGUACCGCACUGGAGCAUGUGUAUUUCAGAAUUGAUAAGAAGUUGAAACGAUCGGAUGAAUGGAAAAGGGAGCCAGCUGAUCCUCCUGUUAAUAGAACUUUGAAAAACUUGCUCAGGGCUGCUCUUUGUGAGGAACGUUAUGUUCCCCCCCUACAGGAAGGAACCACAGCAUGUGUGGCUCUCAUUAGAGGUAACCAGAUUAUUGUUGGAAAUAUUGGUGAUUCCCGUUGUGUACUCUCAAGGAAUGGUCAGGCAAAUGAUCUAUCCACCGAUCACAAGCCAGACCUCCAACAGGAAAGGGAGAGAAUUGAAAGGGCAGGAGGGCAAGUAACCAGGGAUGAGAACCCCCAGAGAGAUAUCACAGGACGACUAGUUAGUGUGGACUUGGGCAUCCAUCGCAUCGGGGGGAAAUUAGCCAUAUCCAGAGCGAUUGGUGAUUUUCAAUUCAAGAAGAACAAAGCUUUGUCUCCUGCAGAACAAAUUGUGACAUGUAGUCCGGACAUUCGCACUGUGGACAUAACUGAUGAUACUGAAUUUCUUAUUAUAGCAAGUGACGGUAUCUGGGACGUCAAGUCAAGUCAAGAGGCAGUUGAUUUUGUAAGGCAGCGUUUGCAAUCCGGGGAGACAGAUCUGCGUGCCAUUUGUGAGAGACUUCUUGAUUCAUGUCUGGGCCGGAGAAUGAGUGACAAUAUGAGCGUGAUAGUGGUUCAGUUCAAGGCGGGUGCCCGCGCCAACCCCACUGCCACUGCUGAAGCCAGGGCUGACGAAAUCGAGGUCAACAUCGAAGUGGGGCAGUCCAGCAGCGCAAAUGUGGAAGGGGGGCAGCCCAGCAACGGAAAUGAGGACGACGACGGCUCUGUCAACGGCUGCAUAGGAUGCUUCGGCCGCUUGGAUAUGUUUGAGGCCGGCGAGGACUGAUGGGUGAGCUGUGCACUUACAGUUUUGAAUUUUUGAUCAAGAACUGAAAGGUGAUCCUGAGCUGGGAUGGUUUACGGUGCUAUUUUUGCUCUUUGUCGGAGACAGAAUUCGUGUAGGAUGAUAUGGUACCACUCUUAGGGUCUGAGCAGUUGCUGUUACUUACUAUACGUUGCAUUGUAGUUUCGCUGGAGAUUUUGCUUGAGAGCCACUUGGAUUCACGCACUCUGUUUUCUUCUUCUUCACAUCUUGUCUUGGAUAUCAAAGAUGCUUGAUGGGGUAGUAUAACUAUGGAUGUUUAGUGCCUUGAUGAUAA